Molecule: messenger RNA, 615 nt
Organism: Rhipicephalus microplus (southern cattle tick)
Lineage: Eukaryota; Metazoa; Arthropoda; Arachnida; Ixodida; Ixodidae
Source: RefSeq, a predicted model, not a curated record
GGGAGGUGGGAUCACUUCUAGGGAAAGAUGAAGCUCGUUGUGUCCGGUCUUCUUGCACUUUGUGUAUUUGUAUUCUUCGAUGCCCCCACAAUAACCGGAUUGUACGAUAUGCCUGCUGUCACCAACACGACUCUGUACCUCGUGGGAUACUCACAGGAGCUAUAUGACAAACGCUAUCGGUGCAUCAACACUACUUAUGAAGGCCGACAGCAUCACUGGGUUCAAAGGAACCUUUACGUCACCUAUAACUUUUCAGGACUAACUAACAACUCAUGGUAUGUACCAAUAGAAGUAAGAAAUCUGAGCAACAAUUUCUAUCUGGAAGUGAACCAAACACCUAUUCUGAAGGGACUUUUCCGCUUACGGAAGAAGUACCUCAUAUGGGAUUUCGACAACAAUUCAUUAGUUUUGUCAGAACGUAUACAGAGCAUCCGAAAUUUAACCCCGCCAUGUUCUUUAUGGGUGACAAGAGAUCAUAUAAAUUUAACGACUGUGCCAAGUCGGGCAAACUACACAUUUUUCACGUUUUGUUCUAACCCUAUGUUCAUUGGGUACAAUGAUUCCUGCUUUGGAGUAAAUGAAAAUAAUAAAAUCACUUGCAAAAGACCUCAAUGA